This is a messenger RNA of Manis javanica (Malayan pangolin), 2613 nucleotides long. The record is from RefSeq and is a predicted model, not a curated record. NCBI's taxonomy places the organism in Eukaryota, Metazoa, Chordata, Mammalia, Pholidota, Manidae.
UCGCCCCGCGCCGCCGCCGCCGGGCCCCAGGCUCCGGCUGGCCAUGGCGGAGGUGGGUCGGGCCGCAGUGUGCGACCCGAAUGCGCUGCUCCCGGGUGGCUUCUGGGCGGCGGUGGCCGUGUGGCUGGAGAGGCCGCAGGUGGCCAACAAGCGGCUGUGUGGCGUCCUCCUGGAGGCCCGGCGGAGGGCCGCCCUGCCCUGCGCCGAGGCCCGCGACCCCAGGCCGAGCGCAGGCGCCGCGCAGGCCCCGGCGGCGCGCGGGCCCGAGGAGUUCCCGGGGCGGCUCCAGCAAGAGGGGGACCAGAAAGCAGCAGCCGGAGCGCCUCUGCUCGCAGGGGCCUCCGGGCAGCCCGGCAAAGCUGGAGUCGGGGAGGGAGACCUUCCCUCCUCGGGUCUGGAUUCUCUUUGGGACGAUUUCUUCCGGAGCCUCGCCGGCGACGGUCGUGAGUUGCUGGCCUUCCUCACCGGUUCCCGCGCGGGAUCGCAGCCGGAGGCGCAGCACGAGCUCGACAUGGUUCUCAGAACCAUCAUCCCGAAAAAGAGCCUGCAUUGCCCACUUACUGCUCCGAGGAGAGAAAUAGUCGUGCAAGAUGUCCCCAAUGGAACUGUAACUUUUUUACCUUUGGAAGAAGAUAACGAAGGGAAUUUGAAGGUUAAGAUGAGCAACGUUUACCAAAUUCAGCUUGGUCACAGCAAAGAAGAAUGGUUCAUAUCUGUUUUAAUUUUCUGUCCAGAAAGAUGGCAUUCAGAUGGAAUUGUUUAUCCUACGUCCACCUGGCUUGGAGGAGACCUGGUGGUGAAGUUGGCCAGGUGGUCUGUGGAGAGGAGGAGGAGUGGGUUCAAGAACUCCCUGUCCCUCAUUUCCAUCUCCAAGUACAGCAAGGCCUACCAGGAGCUUAAGGAGAAGUACAAAGGCCUGGUCAAGGUGUGGCCUGAAGUAACUGAUCCUGAGAAGUUUGUGUAUGAAGAUGUGGCUAUUGCUGCCUACCUGCUGAUUCUGUGGGAACAAGAAAGAGCUGAGCGGGGAGUGGUGGCCAAGCAGUCCUUUGUUGACUUAGGAUGCGGAAAUGGCCUCCUGGUCCACAUCCUGAGCAGUGAGGGGCAUCCAGGCAGAGGGAUCGAUGUCCGAAGAAGAAAAAUCUGGGACAUGUACGGCCCACAGACUCACUUAGAGGAAGGUGCAAUCACGCCAAAUGAUAAGACCCUUUUCCCUGAUGUUGAUUGGUUAAUAGGCAACCAUUCUGAUGAACUAACACCGUGGAUACCCGUCAUUGCAGCCAGGUCCUCCUACAGCUGCCGCUUCUUCCUUCUCCCCUGUUGCUUCUUCGACUUCGCGGGGAAGUACCGCCGGAGGCAGAGCGCCAAGACGCAGUACCGGGAGUACGUCGAUUUCGUCGAGGAAGUGGGCGUGGCGUGCGGCUUCCACGUGGAGGAGGACUGCCUGAGGAUCCCCUCGACCAAGAGGGUGUGUCUCCUUGGGAAAUCGAGAACAUACCCGCCCUCCCAAGAAGUUCUCGUCGAUGCGCAGAGAACCCAGUACAUUAACGGCCGACAGUGCUGCCCCGGGAACUGCCCUGGCAAGGGGCCUGCUCCUCCCCCGCCAGCUGCCGCGGGCGGUACUGGUCACCCUGACGGCCACAGAGCUGGGGGCGCCGAGCCAGGGGUGGAGGCCCGGCCGGAAGGACCCUGGCUGACCGGAUUUCACCCCAGAGAAAAAGCUGAGUGCCCGAGGAACUGUGCUGCCCUCCCUCGGGAUUUCGUUGACCAAGUGGUUUUGCACGUGGCGAAUUUGUUGUUGGGUGGAAACCAGUUAAACACAAGAAGCUCUCAGAGUGGCUGCCUGAAGACCUGGAAUCGAGGAGAGAGCCUUUCAUUGGCUGAAGUGGCCAGCGAGCUGGGCAGGGAGACUCUACAGCGGCUGAAGCGGGAAUGCGGAGGCCUGCAGACGCUGCUUAGAAACAACCACCAGGUGUUUGAAGUUCUGAAGGGGAGAGUCCACAUCCGUGACUGGAGAGAAGAGGGGCUGCGGAAGGAAAAGCGGCCAAAGGCCAGACAGAGGCUGUUUUCCGAAGCUUUCAAGACCCGAGUCUGUUGGUUUUCCGUGCAUCACCCUGACGGCUGCGUGCUGCCUGCAGACCGCUGCCCGUUUGCGCACGGGCCGGCCGAGCUGCGGCCAUCCCAGACUCCCAAGACGGACAAGCAGGCUCUGUGAGUCGCGUGUGCCCUGCGCGUGGCGCCGGGUGGGAGGCUGAGCCAGGGAGAAAGGCCCCGGUCCCUCCGAGUCCUGCCCUUCCUGGGCUCCUGGGUUCCCGGCCAUUUCCCUUCUUCCUCCCUCCAGAUUUUCAUGGUGAUACAAGCGUGUUACAUAAACAGUGACAACUGGAGCCGGCAGAUCACUCCUGACCCAGCCCAGCCGAGAGCUGGGUUUGCAUUGUGAGUGGGGCCGCCAAGUGCGUUCAGACUGCAUGAGAAUGAGAGCCUGAGGGUUCUCUGCCCGCUCGCACUGCUGAGGACGGAGAUGUGCCGAGCCGGCCGCCCCAGGCCUGGUUCUGGCUGCCUGCCUGAGGAGAGCAGCUGCCCCCGGCUGCACCGUCGCCUGCCUGGGCUGGAAAG